AUGGCAGCCGCUGAGGCCGCUCCCCAUUUUGGGGCAGAGUUGAAGGAUGCCUUCAAGCCAGUCAACAAUUGGGUUUCCAAUGGCAUUGCUUGGAUGGAGGAGAUACAACAGUUCUACCGGGAACGGAGCGUGAUUGAGAAGGAAUAUGCGGCGAAGCUUACGGCUCUCUGCAAAAAGUACUAUGAUCGCAAGGCCAAGAAGAUCAGUCCGUUGAGUGUUGGAGAUAAUCCUACGAUGACCCCUGGAUCCCUCGAGAGCGCUUCUCUCACGACGUGGACGACGCAAUUGUCGGCUGUGGAAUCGCACGCCGCGGAGCGGGAUAAGUUCGCAACUGACCUGAUAGCCCAGGUCGCAGAACCACUGAAGCACUCUGCGGCCCAAUAUGAAGAGCUGAGGAAGUGCCAUGUCGAUUUCCACGGGAAGCUUGAGAAGGAGCGCGAGGCCAGCUACAGUGAACUGAAGAAGGUCAAGGGCAAAUACGACGGUGCCUGCCAAGAAGUCGAAACCCGGAGAAAAAAGAUGGAGAGCGCCUUUGAUCACGGCAAGACGAAAGCGCAGACAGUGUAUCAACAGCAGAUAUUGGAGAUGAACAACGUCAAGAACACAUACCUCAUAAGCAUCAACGUGACGAAUAAACUCAAGGAGAGAUUCUUCCAUGAAUAUGUUCCGGAGCUGCUUGAUGGUCUACAAGAUCUGAAUGAGACAAGGGUAGCACGGCUGAACGCGCUAUGGUCCCUCGCAGCGCAGCUCGAGAAGUCCUCUCUUACCAAGAGCGCAGACCACAUGGCGAAGCUCACCAACGAGAUUCCUCGGAACCAGCCUCAUCUCGACUCCCUCAUGUUCCUGCGGCACAACGUUACACAGCUUCAGGAGCCCGCCAACGUCGGCUUCGAGCCGAGUCCGGUGUGGCACGAUGAUGAAGCGCUUAUCACCGAUGAGGCGGCCAAGGUAUUCUUGCGUAACCUUCUCAGCAAGAGCAAGACACAGGUUCGUGAAUUGAGAGUGGAAUGUGACCAGAAGCGCCGAGACGUGGAGGCGGCAAAACGUAUACGGCAGAGCAUCCAGGAAGGUCGCGAUAACCGGAACGAAGUGGAUGUCGUGAGGUCGAUCUUCUUCACCCAAGAAUCUCUCCAUGAAAUCGAGCGCAAAAGGCUCACUGCCGAAGUCGAGACAUCGACCAUUAUAUCGGUGGUUGGCGACCUAUCACUUGGCGCAAAAAACCAUAACUUCAAGUCGCAAACAUUCAAGAUACCCACUAACUGCGACCUCUGCGGAGAACGCAUCUGGGGUCUGUCUGCUAAAGGCUAUGACUGCCGGGACUGCGGGUACACCUGCCAUAGCAAAUGUGAAAUGAAGGUACCAGCAGAGUGUCCAGGAGAGCAGACCAAGGAAGAGAAGAAGAAGCUCAAAGCGGAACGUCAAGAACAGGCCAGCGCAGCCCCAGCUGUUGAUCUUGGACCGACCAGCUCAGCUUCCGCAGCUCCGUCCUUAGCGAGACGGGAUACAAUGAAUUCUUUGAGUUCCGGUUAUGCAGUCAGUGCCAACCGGUCUUUAUCAAAUGUUGGCACCCAAGAAUCCGUCUCAGAACUUCCUGAUAGCCCUGCCAGCCCCGCACCUACUGCUCCUGCUGCGACCAAGCCAGCGGUGAAACGAAACCGCAUUCUUGCCCCCCCUCCUGCUCAAUAUGUCAGCAGUCCGCCACCGGCAGAACUACCUGCACCCACUGCAUCUCAGAAAGAGCCACGCGGAAAGAUGCUAUAUCCCUACCAAGCCACAGGAGCAGACGAGGUCACCGUCCAAGAUGGCGAGGAGAUAACUGUCCUCGAGCCAGAUGAUGGGUCGGGCUGGAUGCGCGUUAGAUCAGAAUCUUCGGCCGAAGGCCUCGUCCCCGCCUCCUACGUGGAAUUACUACCCGCCGCCGCUGCCUCCUCCAGUCCUGCUGGUCGUCCUGGAUCUACGUACUCAAACUCUUCUGCGUCACUGGCAGGCAGCACAGCAGCAGCCGGAGCGAAGAGAGUUGGACCUGCUGUAGCGCCUCGCCGCGGAGCGAAGAAAGUGCAGUACGUGGAAGCGCUCUACGAGUACGAAGCGCGAAGCGACAUGGAAUGGAGCAUGGCUGAAGGGGAGCGGUUUGUCCUUGUCAACCGUGACAGCGGCGAUGGGUGGGCCGAUGUCGAGCGCGGGGGCGUCACAAAGAGCGUUCCUGCGAAUUAUAUUCAAGAGGUAUAG
Messenger RNA from Aspergillus mulundensis, 2229 nucleotides. Its product is annotated as putative actin polymerization protein Bzz1. The record is from RefSeq and is a predicted model, not a curated record. Gene Ontology annotation, molecular function: protein binding. Gene Ontology annotation, biological process: regulation of actin filament polymerization. The transcript has 6 exons. The coding region runs from base 1 to 2229 and encodes 742 amino acids. NCBI's taxonomy places the organism in Eukaryota, Fungi, Ascomycota, Eurotiomycetes, Eurotiales, Aspergillaceae.